AUGUUUUAUGUUGUUCUAGAGCUUGAGACUAGCCACCAAGUUGAAACGCCCAAAGAUCACUCCCGAAUAACUAAAUGUUCAUAUCAAUUUAUCAAUUCGGAAACACUGCAAGCAACCUUUGAGGAGCCCAAAUCAAUUGAUAUUCCAGAUAUGGCGAAUGCGUUUAAAGAUACCAUUUCCCAAUUGGAAGCUGAUAUUAAAGCGGAAAUUGUCGAUUUUAGCGAUUUUGUUUUAUGUUCAUUGUUCUCAGUCUGGGAUAUCCGUGUUACUUUACCACGUCAAGCUCAUGAUCUUGGAUUCAUUCUGCCUUCAUAUUUAAAACACCCAAGAGUCUUUAAUUUGUGGAAGGAAUUUGAUAAGUGGUGUGGUAAUCAUCCUGAAGUUAUUCCCAUGAGGAAAAGUAACCUGAGAGUUAAGUCACCCAAAACUGCUGGAGAUAUUUCUGAUAUUGUGAACAUUUUGGAAAUUGAUACUUCCCUUCAAGUUCCUCUUUCCACUUCUAAUCCUCAGACGUUGCUAAGCAUCCAAGAUUCAACUAAUAUCCUAACCAAGUUGCGUAAGAAAUGCACUACUUUGGACGAUGUACAAUUAGUUUUAACAAGACCAUACGAUUCAUAUGCUGAUAUCAAAACAUUUUUGCAAGAACGUUCGAGAGUUCUAUACAUGAAUAAUCUUCCGUCAGAUACUACCCAAAGCGAACUUGAAUCAUGGUUUACACAAUUCGGUGCAAGACCUAUAGGAUUCUGGACUGCAAAGAAUACGAUAGAAGAGACGUCGAGUAUAAAUAGCAAUUGGAGUUUAAAUGGGAAUCCACUUGUGGAUGAGCAGGACUGUGUUGCUGGGUUUGUCGUGUUUCAAUCACAUGAAGAAGCAACGGAAGCCCUAGUAUUAAAUGGUCGUUCAAUCCUGUCAAAUAUAGCAAACACCAAGCAACCUAGGGUUGUGGAACAUAUUGUGGAAAUUCAACCUUCAUCUACAAGAGUUCUCGAUGCAGGACAGGAUAUUCUAUCAGCUUUCCCUCAAAGUAAAAAUAAACCAAGGCCAGGUGAUUGGAGUUGUCCAUCAUGUGGCUUCUCCAAUUUUCAAAGGCGUACAGCAUGCUUCAGAUGUUCUUUCCCGGCACCAAACAAUAAUAAAGGUUUAAAUAUUUCUGGAACUAGUAACAUUGCAUCAACUAAUCAAAUGCCAGUAGUGAAUAGAAUUCAAAGUACGUUUCCAAUACCCCAAUCUCAUCAGUCAUCAAUUUCUCAAACUUUUCAGCAAUAUAAUAAGCCCUUAACUCCUUCAAAUUCGGGAUCAAGGACACAGAAUUUCCGUCAUAAUGGCAGUAAUAACACUAAUAAUAAUAACAAUAAUAGAUAUAACACCAAUUCCCAAUUUAGCAUGACAUCAGGAGGAAUUACCACAGGAUCCAAUGUCCCUUUCAGAGCAGGUGAUUGGAAAUGUCCGUCUUGUACGUAUCAUAAUUUUGCUAAAAAUGUCGUAUGUUUACGAUGUCGUAUUCCAAAAAUAUCUCAGCAAUCGCAUAAUGGAAAUGAAGGAAAUCAGAGUACUACAUUUACUUCGCACGGUUCAGUACAAGAUCAGUUAGGCAUCUACAAUGAUAACAAUAAUACUGGUAAUGGAAACGCUAGCCUGCUGGAUUUUGCAACUAAUCUCAGUUUUAUUUCAAACUCGAAUUCGAACUCGAAUGCAAUUCCAAAAGAUAUAUAA
Naumovozyma castellii is the source of this 1713-nucleotide messenger RNA. RefSeq names its product Nrp1p (gene NRP1). The record is from RefSeq and is a predicted model, not a curated record. NCBI's taxonomy places the organism in Eukaryota, Fungi, Ascomycota, Saccharomycetes, Saccharomycetales, Saccharomycetaceae. The transcript has a single exon. Bases 1 to 1713 code for a protein of 570 amino acids.